This is a messenger RNA of Talaromyces atroroseus, 2031 nucleotides long. RefSeq lists its product as hypothetical. Gene Ontology annotation, biological process: cell division. The record is from RefSeq and is a predicted model, not a curated record. Lineage: Eukaryota; Fungi; Ascomycota; Eurotiomycetes; Eurotiales; Trichocomaceae. Gene Ontology annotation, cellular component: anaphase-promoting complex. Gene Ontology annotation, molecular function: protein binding. The transcript is spliced from 4 exons. Bases 1 to 2031 code for a protein of 676 amino acids.
AUGGCGAUGACUUUCACGGAGGAGCGUAUCAAAGAGCUUCGAUUUGGGCUUGAGGAUUCGGUGAUCAAAUGUUCAGAGCGCUGUCUGUAUCAGUCGGCUAAAUGGGCUGCGGAAAUGCUCAACUCUCUCAUUUCGACCGACGCAAGCGAUACUGACUCGGAAUCGCCCAUGGAAACCGAUCCGCAGCCAAACGUCAACCCGUUUAGCGUUCAGCCAGACCCCAUCGAAGCUGCCUUGGAAUUACAAGAAGCUCAUAAAUAUCUUCUUGCGAAGUCUUAUUUUGAUACCCGAGAAUAUGAUCGAUGUGCCGCCGUCUUUCUCCCUCCGACGAUACCUCCCGUGCCCCUCUCCACCGUGUCCCCCAAUGUCAAGAGCCGGCCAUCAUUGACUCCCCAAAAAGGAAAAAACAAGUCUUCCGCACGUCCAGGGUCAAAAGCUGGACAAGCUCCUGCUCGGAAUCCGUAUCCGAAACUCAGCCAAAAAUCUCUAUUUCUGGCACUAUAUGCGAAAUACUUAGCCGGGGAGAAGCGCAGAGACGAAGAGACAGAAAUGGUACUCGGGCCUGCGGAUGGUGGUAUGACUGUGAACAGAGAGUUGCCAGACCUGGCUCGAGGGUUAGAAGGCUGGUUUGCUGAGCGGAGAGAUCGUGGGUUGGAGGAUCGCGGCCAAGGAUGGCUGGAAUAUCUGUACGCGGUGAUUCUCUUGAAAGGCAAGAACGGAGAAGACGCAAAGAAAUGGUUGAUACGAAGUGUUCAUCUUUUUCCGUAUCAUUGGGGUGCAUGGCAGGAAUUGAAUGACUUACUACCAAGCGUUGACGAUUUGAAACAAGUUGCGGAAAAGCUUCCACAGAACAUUAUGUCCUUCAUCUUUCAAGUGCACUGCAGCCAGGAACUAUACCAGGCCAAUGAUGAAACACAUCAGACACUUAAUGGUCUCGAGUCAAUCUUCCCAACCAGCUCCUUUCUGAAAACCCAAAGAGCUCUUCUUUACUAUCACUCCCGAGACUUUGAAGAAGCAUCCGCUAUAUUUGCAGAUAUUCUCAUAGAAUCGCCGCAUCGCUUGGAUAGCCUUGACCACUACUCUAACAUUCUCUACGUCAUGGGAGCAAGACCGCAACUCGCAUUCGUUGCGCAGCUAGCCACAGCAACGGACAAAUUCCGACCCGAAACCUGCUGCGUAGUAGGAAACUACUAUUCGCUUAAAUCGGAGCAUGAAAAGGCAGUUAUGUACUUUCGUCGAGCUCUGACACUAGAUCGCAGCUUUUUGUCUGCAUGGACUCUCAUGGGCCACGAAUACAUUGAGAUGAAAAACACACACGCAGCCAUUGAGUCCUACCGCCGCGCAGUCGAUUGCAAUCGCAAAGAUUACCGCGCAUGGUAUGGCCUGGGCCAAGCCUAUGAGGUCCUCGACAUGUCUUUCUACGCCCUGUUUUACUAUCAACGCGCUGCGGCCUUGAGACCAUACGACCCAAAGAUGUGGCAAGCCGUAGGAACGUGCUAUGCAAAAAUGAAUCGCAUACAGCAUAGUAUCAAAGCUAUGAAACGUGCUUUAGUUGCGGGUGCUUAUUACGAACAAUCACCGGAUUCUCAAAUGGAUGCCGCACAUCCCGUAGGACGCAAAAUACUUGACCCAGACACCCUCCAUCAAAUUGCACUGCUUUAUGAGAAAUUGGGAGACGAGGAAGAAGCCGCAGCAUAUAUGGAGCUCACCCUACAGCAAGAAACGGGAGAAGUGGAACGACCUGAACCAGAAUCUGACGAAGACGUCGAUGAUAGGAAUUCAGAUGAAGAAACCUCUGGGUUACCUCUCCGACGGCGCCACAAUGGAGAUGACGAGGUAGAGGCUGUGGGGGGCACUGGCGUCACUGCAACAACAUCCAAGGCACGGCUCUGGCUUUCUCGCUGGGCGCUCAAGAACGGUGAUCUCAAUAGAGCUGACCAGCUAGCUAACGAGCUGUGUCAAGAUGGUAUUGAAGUCGAAGAAGCGAAGGCUCUCAUGCGAGAUGUUAGAGCAAGAAGAGAGGGUGGCUAG